Paramecium sonneborni is the source of this 486-nucleotide messenger RNA. Lineage: Eukaryota; Ciliophora; Oligohymenophorea; Peniculida; Parameciidae. The record is from the annotation of a GenBank genome assembly.
AUGAAACCAAAUUUAUAAAUAGAAUACCAAUCUCAUACUACUUCAUCCCUUUAUCAAGCGUUAUCCAGAAUUUUGAGAGAAGAGAGAGAAAAUGAAUAUGAAUAUGAAGAUGAUCAUGAUGAUGACGAAGAUGAAGAUUCCCCUACUCAUAAGGCAAUAAUCAUAAUUAUAGCUUUGUGUAUUGGAUUAUUAAUUAUUGGAAUACUUACAUAUAUUGUAAGAUGCCUUUGUUUGAGAGCCAAAUAAAGAAGAAUUGCUUAGGUAAGGCAAUAGUCAGAAGCUGCUUAUUAAUAAUAAAAUAUUCAAAUAGAGUCUUUAUGUAUAUAAACUUAAGAACUGGCUCAAUGUCCUAUUUGUUUAAUGCCUAUUCCAAGUUGUUUCUUGAUAAUAACUCCUUGUCAUCAUUCUUUCCAUAAAGCUUGUCUCAAUUUAUGGCUCCAAGUUGAAAAAAUAUGUCCUUCAUGCAGAACUUCUCUAAAUUUAUGA